CAAGGCCCCUGCAUAACUCAAUCUAAUAAUUUCACCCCAGAAUAUGAACAGAGAACUUCCCGGCCCUCAAAAGUGGAAUUCCGAUCCCAAUUUCCUGAGCAAUUUAUCUGCAGAGAUGGCACAAGCACAAGAAGCCAGUGAAAGUUCAGCACUUUCAAGUUGUGCACUUUCAAGUUGUGAUGCUUAUUUUGAGAAAAUAAAGUCCAGGAAGAAAUUACCACAACCGUUGCAGGAGACUUUAACAGCUGCAUUUGCCAAGAUUCCUGUUUCAUCUUUCCCACAAGUUCCUGGUGGCAAAGUGAUUGAAAUUGAAGCAGAAGCUACAAUUGCUGAUGCCGUUAAGAUUCUAUCAGAAUGCAACAUUCUGUCUGCUCCUGUGAGAAACCCAGAUGCAGCAACUAGCUUGGACUGGAGAGAAAGGUACUUAGGAAUUAUAGAUUACUCAGCGAUCAUUCUCUGGGUACUAGAGAGUGCAGAACUUGCGGCCGUUGCUUUAUCAGCCAGCACUGCUACAGCUGCUGGUUUAGGUGCUGGAGCCCUUGGAGCUCUUGGAGCAAUAGCAAUGGGUGUGACAGGUCCUGCUGCUGUUGCUGGACUAACUGUUGCUGCAGUAGGAGCUGCUGUGGCUGGUGGCGUGGCAGCUGAUCAAGGUGUAGGAAAAGAUGCUCCGUCAGCUGCUGACAACUUGGGCGAGGAUUUUUACAAAGUCAUCCUUCAAGAAGAACCCUUCAAGUCAACCACUGUAAGGUCAAUAGUUAGAUCAUACAGGUGGGCUCCUUUCGUUCCAGUUGCAACAGACAGUUCCAUGUUGAGUGUGCUACUGCUACUCUCUAAGUAUAAGCUGAGAAAUGUGCCUGUAAUUGAGCCAGGCAAGCCCGAUAUCAAGAACUACAUCACCCAAUCUGCAGUUGUUGGAGGUCUGGAAGGAUGCAGUGGGAGGGACUGGUUCGACUGUAUUUCUUCACGGCCUAUUUCUGAUUUGGGACUCCCUUUCAUGUCUCCUGAUGAGGUUAUUAGCAUCCAAAGUGAUGACCUGGUUCUUGAAGCAUUCAAGAGAAUGAGAGACAACCAAGUUGGUGGUCUUCCGGUUGUAGAGGGGCCAAGCAAAAAGAUUGUUGGGAAUAUAAGCAUAAGAGACAUCAGACACUUGCUGCUCAAACCUGAACUUUUCUCCAAUUUCAGGCAGCUUACUGUGCAGGAUUUCAUGAAUACUGUUGUCUCAAUGGGCCAAGAAUUUGGCAGACUCACCCCACCAAUAACAUGCAAGGUAGAUUCAACUCUUGGUGGUGUGAUCCAGAGUCUUGCCACCAAAUUGGUGCACAGGAUCUAUGUAGUAGCUGAGAAUGAAUAUGAAGUUAUCGGUGUAAUUACUCUUAGAGAUGUGAUCUCUUGCUUCAUAUUUGAGCCCCCAAACUUUUUCGAUAGCUACUUUGGGUUUUCAGUGAAAGAAAUGUUGAAUCAUUGAAGUUUCUGUUGUAAUCGCAACCCUUGGAGAUGCAGAGAUGUAAUUGAAUUUGAUUCAGUUUACAAUCUAUUCUGUAUAUGCAGCUUCUCUUCAUGCAAUGUCAAUUGAAAUAAAUCCAGUGAAUUUUGCUGUU
Molecule: messenger RNA, 1598 nt
Organism: Theobroma cacao (cacao)
Lineage: Eukaryota; Viridiplantae; Streptophyta; Magnoliopsida; Malvales; Malvaceae
Product: Cystathionine beta-synthase (CBS) protein
Source: RefSeq, a predicted model, not a curated record